AUGUCGAAAAGCAAAACAGCGCAUCCGAAAAUCGACAGCGAUCGUGUAGAAAUUAAGUCAAAGUUCGAUGCUGAAUUUCGACGAUGGUCAGUAAAACGUUCCGAACAACAUUCCUUCGAAGAGUUCCAGUCAUUAAUCGAACGACUGCACAAGCUCGACCGCUCCCAGCUACUCGUUUCCUACAUCGAUCCGCGGGAUAACGAUUUGCUACCGAUCAACAAUGACGACAACUUUGGAAGGGCUUUGACGACGGCGCGACCCCUGCUGCGCGUAAUCAUACAGAAGAAAGGUGACAGUAUUGAAGAGCGAACGGGAUAUGGUACGAUUCGACCCAGAAAUCUCAUCAGCAGCAUUCUGGGACAAACACCGGUGAAGCCGAAAGCUUUGGCGAUAUCAAAUCCGCACGAUUUUAGACAGGUAUCCGCUAUCAUCGAUGUCGAUAUUGUGCCCGAAACAUGCCGACGAGUACGUCUGCUGAAACAUGGCAGUGAAAAACCUUUAGGAUUCUACAUUCGUGAUGGUACAUCAGUGCGAGUUACCGCUAAAGGGCUAGAAAAGCUACCUGGCAUCUUCAUUUCUCGUCUCGUGCCUGGCGGAUUAGCUGAAAGUACCGGUCUGUUGGCGGUCAAUGAUGAGGUGCUGGAGGUAAACGGUAUAGAGGUGCUAGGCAAAACGCUGGAUCAAGUGACGGACAUGAUGGUGGCCAACAGCUCUAAUCUUAUCAUCACUGUAAAACCCGCCAACCAGCGAACCCUUGCACCGCCCCGGCGCGGAUCAUUUUCACGCAAUAGUCAGCUUUCUGGUGGGUCGCACCAGUCGCACCAUACGACGGGUUCGGACGAAAAUGAUCAAGACGAUCAGGAUGAGGUAGUGGACCUAAUCGAAGCGGUCACGCUAGAGGAGAGCAAUCUCAUCUCCCAAAAAGAUGGUGUGCUGCAUUUGUAG
Molecule: messenger RNA, 945 nt
Organism: Anopheles marshallii
Lineage: Eukaryota; Metazoa; Arthropoda; Insecta; Diptera; Culicidae
Gene: par-6
Product: partitioning defective 6 homolog beta
Exons: 5
Coding region: 1-945 (314 amino acids)
Biological process (GO): centrosome cycle
Molecular function (GO): protein binding
Source: RefSeq, a predicted model, not a curated record